AUGGCGGGUUUCAAAAUUGUUGCAUUAAUAGCUUCAGUGACGGCCCAAAUUGGAGCUUUUACUGCCCUUCUUUUGCAACUAUAUGGCCUUAUUCUCUUGUGGAAAAUUCACGAGAAACAAAAGAAGAAUACGAUGUUGAUAGCGCUUCAAAAUUGGCGCAGUUAUUUCUUGAGAAAGCUAAAGGUACUAAGGCAACGAAGGUUAAGACAACGUAAUAGAAGUUGUUGGUUUAAACCUGGCAGAUCAGAUCAAUGGUGGAUAAAGAUGAUAAAUGGCGAAGCACCUGAUGAAUUCUGGAUGAAGAAUUUCCGCAUGACCAAAGAAUCGUUUCUAGAACUUGAGACUGAGCUUAAACCUUACAUUUCACCCGAUCCCAGUUCACCUAACCACAGAGCACUAGAUAGUGCAAAGAAACUGGCUGUUACAUUGUACUAUUUGAAAGACACUGGCUCCCUCAUUAUGACAGCAAAUGCUUUCGGUAUAGCUGUCUGUACAGUUUCUGGUGUUGUAGUUGAGGUUUCCAAUGUGAUUUCAAAAGUACCUGGGCCGAAGUAUUUGCACUUACCUGUAGAUGAGAAUGAAAUGAGGAAAAAGGUCUGUGAGUUCGAGACAAAAUUUGGCAUUGUACAGGCCUUUGGAUGCAUAGAUGGAACACAUGUUCCUAUCCUUCGACCACUAAAGGAUCCACAAGAUUACUUUUGCUACAAAAUGUUCUAUUCAUUAAAUGUACAGGCUGUGUGUGAUUAUAGAGGCAUAUUUAUGGAUGUUGAAUGCAGGUGGCCAGGAAGUGUGCAUGAUGCAAAAGUUUUUGCAAAUUCCUCUAUUAAUCAGAAAUUAGUUUCUGGCCAAAUUCCAAUGAUACAACUGUCUGUUUUCCCAGGCUCAGAAAAAAUACCAAACUAUGUAAUUGGGGACCCUGCAUACCCAUUGACUCCAUUCUGCAUGAAGGAAUAUGCCACAUGUGCUUCAAAUGAAGAAGUAAUUUUUAAUACUCUUCUAAGAGCAGCUAGGAAUCCAAUAGAAUGUGCUUUUGGUCGACUGAAAGCAAGGUGGUCAGUUCUUACAAAAAAAGUUGACUUAAAGAUUGAAUCAAUUCCAGUUGUUGUAUAUGCAUGUUGUGUCUUGCACAAUUAUUGCGAAAUUAACAAAUCUUAUGUUGAUGAAGAUCUUCUUAAAUGCCAAAUGGAUUUGUAUAAAAAAAAUGAAGAUCAAAACCGACACCUUGUUGACCCAGUGUACUCAGGUGAUCGUAGUGAAGGUGGUGUGGUUCGCAAAACAAUAACAAACUACAUUCGGGAUAAUUUACCUGAUCAUCUGGUACUCUAA
Molecule: messenger RNA, 1326 nt
Organism: Paramuricea clavata
Lineage: Eukaryota; Metazoa; Cnidaria; Anthozoa; Malacalcyonacea; Plexauridae
Source: the annotation of a GenBank genome assembly